Papaver somniferum (opium poppy) is the source of this 948-nucleotide messenger RNA. RefSeq lists its product as uncharacterized. The transcript has a single exon. Gene Ontology annotation, molecular function: catalytic activity. The coding region runs from base 1 to 948 and encodes 315 amino acids. The record is from RefSeq and is a predicted model, not a curated record. Lineage: Eukaryota; Viridiplantae; Streptophyta; Magnoliopsida; Ranunculales; Papaveraceae.
AUGAGUUCAAAACUCAUCUCAUGGAAUCUCAGGGGUUUAAAUGCCUAUGAUAAACAGGUGGCGUUGAGGGAUAUGAUUGCUGCUCACAGAUGCAUGGUGUGCUCUAUUCAAGAAACUAAGAUUCAACAUCUUUCGAGCUGGUUUGUGAGACAGAUUUGGUAUGAUUCGUAUUUUGGGUGGGAUUUCAUCCCAUCACAAGGAAGUGUUGGGAACAGUGGAGGACUUUUAACUAUUUGGGAUAGUGCGAAUUUGGAGCUUCUAGAUAAGAAAGUGGGUUUGAACUCAAUUUCUUGUUUGUUGAGGUACAGAAGCACAAGCUUUAAAUUUAUUGUUACGAAUGCCUAUUCUCCGUGCGAUUUCAAUUUGAGGGAGGACUUUUGGAGAGAUCUGGCAGAGAUAAGAAACUGGUCAGCAGAGGCGUGGUGCUUUGCAGGGGACUUAAUUGCAGUUCGUAGUGAUGCGGAGAGGAACAAACCUGGAGGGGAUACUAGGAAUAUGGCUUUCCUGAAUAAUUUCAUUAUGGAGCAGGAGUUGAUUGAUUUUCCCCUUAAUGGUGGAGCGUUCACUUGGAGUAACAAACACGCUGAUCCAACACUGUGUAGACUUGACAGAUUUUUGGUGUGCACUUUGUUUGAUGCUAAAUUUAGUGGAGCAACACAGACUGCACUGGUACGUACAAUAUCUGAUCAUAAUGCGUUAUUACUGGAUUUGACUCCUGAUUUUCGAUGUGCUGCAAGUUUCAAAAUCGAGAAUCACUGGCUGAAGCAUCCGGAUUUUAUAAAGUUGGUGGAAAUUUGGUGGAGGACAAUGGUAUUUGAAGGCACACCAUAUUAUGUUCUGUUUCGUAAAUUGCAAAAUUUAAUUUUUUUUAUAAAGGCUUGGAGUAGAGAGGUGUUUGGUAAUGUUAAGAAGGAGAGGAUGAGUUACUGGAGAAGAUUAAAACUUUAA